AUGCCCGACGCAGAGCUCUAUAUUUACGGAGGCGCCUUUGGCCUGCCCUCGAUCGACCCCCAGUGCCUGGCCCUGAUCUCCUACCUCUCCAUCGUCUCCCACCAGGAAUACACCAUCGUCGAAUCAAACGACCCCGGGAUCUCGCCCACCGGAGAAUUGCCGAUGCUGCACGAUGGAAAGAACUGGAUCGCGGGAACUAACCGGAUCAUUGCCUACUUGAGCAAAACUGGAUAUAACUCCAACGAGGAUCUUUCCACAGAGGAUUUGGCAAAGUCUGUUGCUUACUCUUCCCUCGUCGACGAAUCUCUUCAGGACUCUCUCCUGUUCUCAUGGUUCGCGGACGACGACAACUUUUUGGGAACGACUCGUAAGACGUACUCGAACUUGCUCUCGAUUCCUGCGCGUUAUAUUCGGCCCAUGCAGAUGCGCAAGUCUGCCGUUCAGCGUGUCCAAAAGUAUGGCGGAAAGGUCGAGGCAGGAUCCCUCACCCACGCCGAGAACACUCGUAUCUAUGACUUGGCAAGGGACUGCUACCGCGUCUUGGACAGGAAAUUGGGCGAAAACGACUUCCUCUUUGGUGUCAAGCCAACUUCAUUGGACGCAAAGGCGUUUGGAUAUUUGGCGUUGCAACUGUACCCCGAGAUCCCCAACCCCCGGUUCCAAAUGAUCCUGACCAGCCAGUUCCCCCGCCUGGUGGCCUACUGCAACCGCUGCAAGGAGGAGUUCUUUGCCAACCUGCCCGACUCUGCCCUCCCAACCGAGACAUCGCCCUUCUUCACAAACCCCAUCAGCUCACCCAAGGAAUGGUUCAAGAACACCUUCUUGUCCGGAUCAAAUUCUGUCUCUUCCACAACAACGACGGAAAAGCCAAAGAAGACACAGGAGGAGAGGGAUUUUGAUCUGAAGAGGAUCUAUGCAGUGACGUUUGGAUUGGUGGCGAUGGUGGCCUAUGUGAUUAUUAAUGGGAUUGUUGUCAUUGGUACUGAUGAGGGGGAGGAGGAGCAGGAGGAGGGUGGAUAUUUUAUGGCGGGAGGGGAUGAUGUGGAUGAUGAUAUCCAUGUCCCUUCUGACGAUUAG
Linnemannia hyalina is the source of this 1077-nucleotide messenger RNA. NCBI's taxonomy places the organism in Eukaryota, Fungi, Mortierellomycota, Mortierellomycetes, Mortierellales, Mortierellaceae. The record is from the annotation of a GenBank genome assembly.